CAUUAAAAAUAAAUUGUGACUCAGCAAAAAUGGCAGAUAACGAUCGAAAUAACGAUGGAAUUCAUACAUUUAGAAAGGGAUUGAUGAAAAGCCUCUGAUAAUCGACGAUACAUAACACGUUUUAGAUACCAACAACAUAUUUAUGAGUAAUCUUAUCAGUGGAUGUAUGUCACGUACACGAGUGUUUGUAAAUUGUUCAGUUUACUCGCAAAGUUAAAUCAUCUGACAAGAUAAUCGUUGGAAAAUAGGAUAAGACAAACAUGGUUUCAUUUAUAUGUUAGAGAAUCAGAUUCAUAUGCAUAUAUUGCUUAAUUAUGUUUUUCGUGCUGUACAGUUAACUGAAACAGCAUGGAAGUUAGAUGGACAUUGCAAGAAAUGCCAUAUGCGCUGAUUUCCACAUUGUAAAUAAUAAUACACAGCACCUAGGGCUCCAUGGGUGCCAAGAACACUUAACAAUGUUGUGGGGUGACUUAGAGCUGAAGCAAACCAACAGCGAGCGAAAAUACCUGGACUUUACUGAGAGGGCAAGGAAGACCAGGAAAUGUAUAACAUAUGAUUCUAGGAGCUUCAAGGCAAAGCUAUUUGAGCAAAAAGCGGAAGCGCCCGACUCAAUCAUUCCCAACAGCAGGUUUUACCUGACCCCUAGCAGAUACUGGGACAACACCGAAGAUGCUUAUUGGUUCCUGCCAACACCAAUGGGAAAAAAACAAACUUGGUUUAAUAGCCCAAGACGUAAAUGAGAAGGCUGGAUUUACUAACAAGUACACAAACCACUCAGGAAGGAAGAUAACUUCUUUGUUAGAUAAAGGUGUCCCACCAACAGAGGGCACAUGUCUGGACAUGAAAACCUAGCUAGUCUAAAUCACUACCAUACUCUUAGCUUCGCCAGGCAAGAGAAACUAUAGAACAUGGUACACAAACCCGUCAAAUCAUCUACAGUAACAAGCUACGGUACCCGAAUGUCUGACGAUGAACUUAUCGCUGCAUCACAGGAGAUUGAAAAACGCUUAACAAUCCAUUAAUAAUUAUGAACAAAUUACUGACUAGUGUAUCUCAUAGUAACGUCCCCACGGAACCAGCAGGAGUACAUACACUAGACCUGCCCGUCACGCACAGUCCAGGGGUACUUUGAGCUUGACAAAUUUUAGUACCCAGCCAAAGUCCUUGUUUAGUGGGUGUACCUUUAACAGUGCCAUGACAAUUGUGCUGAAACAGUAGACUAGAGGUGUAGAGAACUUUGUUACAUGAUGUAUUUUUAUACAAUAUAUGUAAACACUGAAUAGUUAGUUACAUCUCCCUUUAAA
Messenger RNA from Dreissena polymorpha, 1304 nucleotides. RefSeq lists its product as uncharacterized. Bases 360 to 740 code for a protein of 126 amino acids. NCBI's taxonomy places the organism in Eukaryota, Metazoa, Mollusca, Bivalvia, Myida, Dreissenidae. The transcript has 3 exons. The record is from RefSeq and is a predicted model, not a curated record.